Molecule: messenger RNA, 2286 nt
Organism: Ctenopharyngodon idella (grass carp)
Lineage: Eukaryota; Metazoa; Chordata; Actinopteri; Cypriniformes; Xenocyprididae
Gene: sugct
Product: succinyl-CoA:glutarate-CoA transferase
Exons: 14
Coding region: 158-1492 (444 amino acids)
Molecular function (GO): catalytic activity
Source: RefSeq, a predicted model, not a curated record
UGUCGUGAACGCCCAUUUAUGUGCUGUCAAAUGUGUCGAACUAACCGUAGUACUCACUUGCAAAGAUUGUGAUUUCUCCAUAGAUUCUUGUUAAAAUUUACGCGUGAAGGCGUGGCUUUUACAGACGUCGCGUUGCGUGCGUAAACGUCGAGUCAACAUGUCGGGAAGCGUUGUUAUAAGAGUUUUAUCUUAUCUAAGCAGAACAUCACAGUUUCUACAACCGAAUAAGACGAACUAUGUGAAUAUAAGACGACCAUUCACUGCCAAGCUGCAAGGUGAAGGUCAGAUCAGACCGCUAGAUGGCGUUAAAGUCUUAGAUCUGACAAGAGUUCUGGCUGGACCUUUUGCUACUAUGAUAUUAGGAGAUUUGGGAGCAGAGGUGAUCAAAGUUGAGCGACCAGGCUCAGGAGACGACACAAGAGCUUGGGGCCCUCCAUUUCUGGGUGAAGAGAGUGCUUAUUUUCUGAGUGUGAACAGGAACAAAAAGAGCAUUGCAGUUAAUCUUAAAGAUCCAAAGGGGGCCAAACUUGUAACUGAGCUUGCCAAAGUCUGUGAUGUUCUGGUGGAGAAUUACUUGCCCGGGAAGCUGAAUGAGAUGGGACUAGGGUACGAGGAGUUGAGUGAAGUGGCCCCUCAGCUCAUCUAUUGCUCUAUAACAGGAUAUGGACAGACGGGCCCUGAGUCACACAAGCCUGGAUAUGACUCCAUUGCGUCUGCGGUGUCUGGAAUGAUGCACAUCACUGGUCCUGAGGAUGGGGAUCCAGUCAGACCAGGUGUCGCGAUGACAGAUCUGGCCACUGGUUUAUACACUCAGGGAGCCGUCAUGGCUGCUUUGCUUCAGAGACAGAAAACAGGACGAGGCCUUCAUAUAGACUGCAAUCUUCUGUCUUCACAGGUUGCUUGUCUAACUCACAUCGCUGCCAACUACCUCAACGCUGGUAUAGAAGCCAGGCGAUGGGGAACUGCCCAUGGAAGCAUUGUCCCUUAUCAGGGUUUCAAGACCAAAGAUGGAUAUUUGGUUGUGGCAUCGGGAAAUGACCAGCAAUUUAUGAAAGUGUGCAAAGUCCUGUGCAUGAACGGUCUGGCAGACAGCCCGAAGUUCAAAAGCAACAAGUUAAGAGUUCAGCACCGCAAAGAGCUGCUGCAGAUUCUAUCCGAGCGGUUCAUGGAGGAGACGACUGGAGAGUGGUUAAGACGGUUCGAAGGCACCGGUGUCCCCUGUGGCCCUAUCAACAACAUUCAGCAGGUGUUCGCCAACCCUCAGGUUGCUCACAAUGGCCUUAUUUUGGAAAUGGACCACCCAACAUCAGGAAGGAUAGCAGUGCCAGGCCCUGCUGUGCGCUUCAGUAGUUUUGAAUCCAGCAACCCGAUGCCUCCCCCUCUGAUCGGCCAGCACACUGUCCAGGUUCUCCGAGACACCCUGGGGUACAGCGAUGAUGUCAUCAACCAACUGCUCGCCUCACGGACCGUCACUCAGAACAAGGUGCAGUGAGAGACGUCCCAUUGACUGGGAGAACUGUGAUAAAUAUUUCUGAACAAUCCUGCUGUGAUCGGCCAGCAGGCAGGGAAAAAAAAAACUGUCUUCCUUCUUGGCUCAGUGGUAAUGAUGGUUGUGAUUAAACUGAUGAAUGUCCAUCAGAGAGGAAACUGCAAAUGUUAAAAUAAUGACAUGACGCAUUCAGUUCACACUUAAAGAAUGUGCGCACACUGUAUUUGUCCAGAUAUUCGUACUGCCUGCGUGUUCAGGAUAAUGGGGCCUACUACUCAAGAAUAUUUAUAUAUAUAUAAAAUGUAUUAUAGGGUGAAAGACAUUUGCCAUUGUGGAAAAGAGUGGAGCUUUUGCUUAGGCUGUGGACUGAUACAGCCAAUUUCUUAAUUGCUUUGCUAAAGGAGCAUUUAAUGCUUAACAUUUAAGAUGAUAAUGUGUGCUAUAGCUAGCUAAAAGUUUGUUAACUUUGUUUGUUACAGUAUUAUAAUUCAGUUGUAUGACACUCAGAUUUGAACUCGAUGAAUGGAUAUAUGAAAUUGAAUGCCUAAAUCAUCUCAGGGAGCCAUAUAAAAUUCACUUUGAGAUUACUUAAUUGGGUCACUUAAAAUUACUUCAUUCCAUGAUGUUGAAGUUACAUGAAUAAAUUAGGACUGUUGCAAGAUUAAAUCAUGUAAAUCCAACACGCUUUUUUUUCAGUGCAUACCGUUACUGUAAUUAUUCAGCAAUCUUUUCAUAUGCUCAACUACUUGGCAAAAGCAAUGUAAAAAAAAUAAGCUGUAAUAAAAAGUUUGAGAUCA